This is a messenger RNA of Prunus armeniaca (apricot), 1959 nucleotides long. The record is from the annotation of a GenBank genome assembly. Lineage: Eukaryota; Viridiplantae; Streptophyta; Magnoliopsida; Rosales; Rosaceae.
AUGGAGAAAAAGUUGGAUUCAAGAACAACCAGUGGCUAUUUUGUUGGCUAUCCAGAAAGGACUAAAGGCUACAGGUUCUACUGCCCUCAAAACACAACUAGAUUCGUAGAAACACAAAGAGCAGUAUUUAUUGAGUCUGAAACUGAGGUGACAGAAGAAGAAAAUUUUGAUUUUGAUGAAGUAGUGACAGAAAAUGCAGAAACAGUAAGUUCUAAUACAGAUAGCAGAAUUCUUACACUGCCCAGUUUUGAGUUGAGUGGCACGCAAUCUGUACAAGAAGAUUGUUUUGUUGAAGAUCACAUGAUACUUGAGCAAGAAAAUCAAGAAAUGCAAGAUUUGCCACCAGAAUACACAAAUAUGAAUCUGCCUACAGAACAAACCAAUAAUCAGAUGGACAUAGAAUUAAGAAGAUCUCAAAGACCAAGGAAAAGAGCAUUACUAGAUGAUUACUAUGUCUAUUUGCAAGAAUCUGAGCAUGAUGUGAAUUCAAUUGAAGAUCCUAUGAACUAUAAGCAAGCCAUGUCCAGUGAGAAGAGUGAAAAUUGGUGGGGAGCUAUGAAAUCAGAACCGAGUUCUAUGGAGAAGAAUGGUGUAUGGAAACUAGUUAACCAGCCACAAGGUUGUAAACCUAUAGGCUGCAAGUGGGUUUCCAAGACUAAGAGGAACUCUAAAGGGCAAGUUGACAGAUAUAAGGCAAGACUAUUUGCCAAGGGAUCCACACAGCAAGAAGGGAUAGACUAUAAUGAAACAUACUCACCAGUCUCAACCAAAGACUCUUUUAGAGUGAUAAUGACACUAGUGGCUCAUUUUGAUUUGCACUUGCAUCAAAUGGAUGUAAAGACAUCAUUCUUGAAUGGAAAUCUAGAGGAGGAUAUAUAUAUAAAACAACCAGAGGGUUUCAUUCAAGAGAAGGGAGAAAAUCUCGUAUGCAAACUAUGCAAAUCAAUUUAUGGUCUUAAGCAAGCCUCAAGACAAUGGUACAUUAAGUUUGAUGAAGUUGUUAAACAAUAUGGUUUUACAGAAAAUGCAUUGGAUGAAUGUAUUUACAUGAAGAUGAGUGGGAGGAAUUUCAUCAUACUAGUACUGUAUGUGGAUGAUAUUUUAUUGGCAUGCACAGAUUUGUCAAUGUUGCAUAACUGCAAAGAAUUCUUGUCCAAACAUUUUGAGAUGACAGAUCUUGGAUGUGGUGGAACUGACAUGCCAAUUUCAAAAGGAGACAAACUGAGCAGAGAACAAGCACCAAGAACUGAGCAAGAGAAGGCUGAAAUGAGUGACAAACCUUAUGCCCCUUUGGUAGGAAGUCUGAUGUAUGCACAAGUAUGCACCAGACCUGACAUUGUUUUUCCUAUUAGUGUGUUAGGGAGGUUUCAAGCUAAUCCUGGACAGGUGCAUUGGGUUGCAGGCAAAAGGGUAUUAAGGUAUUUGAAAAGGACUAUGGAUUACAAGUUGGUAUUUAAAAGAAGUGACAGUGUGAAAUUAGAAGGAUUUGCAGACGCAGACUUUGCAGGUUGUAAGGAUGAUCUCAGGUCAACAUCAGGAUAUGUGUUUACAUUUGCAGGUGCUGCUGUAUCUUGGAAAAGCAUCAAGCAACCUCUCACAGUGGCAUCUACAAUGUUAGCAGAAUUUUUAGCAUGUUAUGAAGCUACUACACAAGCAAUGUGGUUGAAGAAUUUUAUUACAAGCCUGAAAAUAGUGGACUCUAUACAUAAACCUGUACAGCUGUGGAAUGACAAUAGUGCAGCAGUCUUGUUUGCAAAAGGAAACAAAAGAACAAAGGCUUCGAGGAUUUUAGAUGUUAAGUUUCUUACAGUCAAAGAAAAGAUAAAAGAUGGCUACACAGUUUUGGAUCAUAUCAGCACAAAUGACAUGGUAGCAGAUCCUCUCACUAAAGGAUUGCCAAAGGAAGCUUUUCACAGACAUGUUCAGAAUAUGGGAUUAAUGGAAGAUCACAGUGGCUAG